AUGGUCCAGGAUUUGGGCUCUGUCCAAGGACCAGCACCAGCUUACAGGUCUGCGGCCACCUUGCAGAUUGGCGACGACACACACUGUGACACGCAGCCCUGGAGGGUACGGGGCCUGCGUGGAGGAAGCUCCCAUGCGAGGGCGGGCUCGGCGGGACGCAGAUGCGCGCGACACAAGGAUUUGAGUGCCAGCGCCCCGGGACGCGGCCUCGGGGUCUCCACAGCAGACACUCCACAGCAGUGCGAGCGGGGCUCGCACGGCAACGCUGCGGCACCAGCUCGUGCAUCGAACUGGCAACGAGGAGGGAGGAGCAGUGCCGACCACGAUGCGGCGCCCAGUCCCCGCGUACCACGCCAGUCCAGAGUCUGCAUCCCGGCCCGCUCGGCCCCUCUAAUCUCCUGUCCCCACGAGCCGUGCCCCGUGUCCCGGCCCCCAACCCAGUCCCCGCGCCGGCGUCCCCCAGCCUGGUCCAGGCUCCACGGCACCCGAGGCUGGAGCAGGCGGCAGGCGCUUCCCCCGGCCCGGGCCUCCUCCCUGCCGCCUUCCCGCCUUCCCGGUUUGAACUCUGCCCGCCCCGCCCAAGCCCCGGCCCCAGCCCUGGCUCCGGCUCCGGCCCCCGUCCCGCCGCCACGCCAGUCCCCGCCUCGGGCCCGGCAGGCCGCGCGGGCCUCGGGCGCUCCAUGCCAGGUGGCGCGGCCAGGGCGGGGACGGGAGGGCAGCGCCGCCGGGGCCGGGCCGGGCCGCACCACUACCUUCACUCAGCUCGCCCGGGUCCCGCCGCGCCGCCGUCACCAGCCGCCAUCUUGGAGAGGGAGCGCGCGCGCCGCUGGGCACCUAGUCGAGCGCCGAGCGUCGCCGCAGAGCGAAAGAGCGAGCACCGAGCGCAUCGAACUCGGCGGUGGCGAGCUCUGCCGAGCCUGCGCUGUACUCGCCUACCUGGGGCUCUGUGAGCUUUCGGUCUUGCAAAAUUCCGGCUACUCAACGAGGUUAACGACUAUUUCCAGAGACGUGGUCUCCUACACUCAGAAGGCAAUGGACCAGCACUAGUGUGACAGGCUGCUUAGUGACUUGUGAGGUACCCAUCGCUGGAGGAGUCCAAGCUGGAGCUGCAGACCUCAUUACUUCGGAGCAGACGACUGGACAUUCAGAUUGGCUUCAAGUGUUGUGAACCCCAUGCUAAGUAGGUAAAAGUAGUACAGGCAGUCAGACAGGGCAAGGCCCUCGAAGGAGUCAGUGUAGAAGAUGGAAACACACAACAGUGGCUGGCGGUGCCUCUGUUGAAGGCGAGGCCUCAAGAUAGAAGAGGGAAUGAUCAGGCUUAUGUGCUCCCCAAGGGAUAAGCAGUAUCACCUGAUCCAAUAGUCUAGAUAGACAUCAGUCACCCUAAUGGGUGACCAGGACCUCCGAUUCAUCCUUUCCUAAAGAAGGUCUAUGUUCUUUCCAUGUACACUUGCUGUUUGAUCUGCUUCCCCAUUGGAUCAACAUUACCUAAACAGCUAUCCAGGUAAUUUUAUUGGUUUAUCAUAGUUUUGACCUGUUGUACACACCUUGUGAUUUUGCUCUGUAAAACUUCCUUUGAGAAAUGGGCUGGUUAGAAACCUACUUUCAGGUCUCCUCUAGUCCCUCUGAAUAAAGUUUUCCUGCUCUCAA
Messenger RNA from Cavia porcellus (domestic guinea pig), 1650 nucleotides. RefSeq lists its product as uncharacterized. Bases 1 to 1047 code for a protein of 348 amino acids. The record is from RefSeq and is a predicted model, not a curated record. NCBI's taxonomy places the organism in Eukaryota, Metazoa, Chordata, Mammalia, Rodentia, Caviidae. The transcript is spliced from 5 exons.